Humulus lupulus (European hop) is the source of this 1305-nucleotide messenger RNA. RefSeq lists its product as uncharacterized. The transcript has a single exon. The coding region runs from base 1 to 1305 and encodes 434 amino acids. NCBI's taxonomy places the organism in Eukaryota, Viridiplantae, Streptophyta, Magnoliopsida, Rosales, Cannabaceae. The record is from RefSeq and is a predicted model, not a curated record.
AUGGUGAAAACCAAAAAUGCCAAUCGGCCUUUUCGGCCUCCCCCUCCUCCGGCGUCUUCUCCGUCCCUAUCCGUGGCCAUUGUUCCCAUUCAGCCGUCGCCUCCUUCACCCACGGGUUCGCCUCCAGUACGGUCACCCUCACCAUCGUCCUCCUCCACCACGGGUUCGCCUCUUUCACCCAAAGGUAUGAGCUCUCCACUUAGUUCAUUUCCUAAACGUUUUACUAGGUCGUCUCUUGCCUCGUCCAGUCCAUCCACCCCACUGUCCUCACCCAAUCCCUCCAAACCCUCCACAUCCAAACCCACCCCAUCAUCGAAAAGAAAAGCACCUCCGUCUUCACCAACGCCUCAGCCUAAGCGACCCAAGAAAACUUCUAGGGCUCCAGCUGCAUCCUCUGUCCCUCCAAUCACUAUCACUCUCCACCAUAGUCAGCCUACCCAUCCUUUUUGCUUGGACCAUAAACUACUGCGUUAUAGGGAUGAGGUUUCUCAGAGAAAAUUGUGGUUUGAAUACAAUGUUGUUAUUGAUGAUUUUCCCCUCCAUAAAGCCUUAAUAGAAUCUCGGGGGUGGCUCAACACUGUUACCAAUCUCACAACACCUUGUCCGACACUUGUCCGUGAGUUCUAUGCCAAUAAUUAUAAAAGGAUCAUUAAUGAAAAUAGUGCUCUCAAGUACCGAGCCUACAUUCGGGGUAAACGUUUUCCUUUUUCUUCCUCAAUUAUGUUCAGGGUGUUGUCUGUUCGAAAAGAGUUGUCUCCUGACUUUAAUCCUAAAUUUACACCGUCUAAGCUUGAAAUGGCGGUUUCUCUAACUGGUUCUGAUUCUUUUGAAUGGGGUAAUGGUGAUCUGCCUGUUCCGACUCUAUCUCAUUUUUACAAGGUGUUUCAUCGCACUGCCUUGAAUAACUGGUUUCCAAAUACGCAUACCACUUCCAUCACAACUGAGAUUGGUAAGUUCUUAUUUGUUGUUGGUACUGGGGUCUCUAUUGAUUUGCCUGCCCUUAUUUUUGGAAAGAUUGUGGAUGCUGCUUUAGCCACGGGAACAAGGAAUGUUCUCCCGUUUCCUUGCCUAGUUCAUCAAAUUGCCUUAAGAGGUGGUCCAACACUGACUCUUCAUGACGUGCCUUUAGCUGUUCCAUCCUUUGGAAAGUCUUGCAAAGCUCUUAAGUCCAAACAGGUUCUGCCUCCUACUUCCGUCCACUCCAGAUCCAUCUUCUCAAACUCCAGUUGCAUCUGUUACUACGAUCAAAGACCUUGCUCCUUCCAGUUGGCAAGUUCAAUUUGUAAAUCGAUUUGCAGCCUUUGA